AGUAUCACAUUGUCCGUUGCGGUGGUGUGUUGUCGCGCAGCGACCGAAGCCGUAAGCGCGUGUUCAAUCCAAAACUUAAUUAUAAAAACAUUGAAAAUAACCCAAGUGUGUAAAUUACCUAACUAUAAUAUAUACGUAAUCCAGUGUAAUAUCAACUGUAAUGUGUUUUCCGUACGAGUGUUAUUAAUAGAAGUUGUAUUUUCAAAAUAGAAUAUUGGUGAUGACUGACGCCGUGCGUGUUGGGAUUGUGGCGAUGUUUGUUUAGUGUUUAUUAGUUGUGAUAGGUUUUAAUUGACAUAGUGAUGGCGGUCAACUUGAGCUUGUGUGUGCUGCUUGUUGUGUGCCGGGUGUCGACGGCGUAUGCAGACAGCUUGGAUGUGACUUUGACCGAGCCAAAACCCGAGGUCUCCGAAGGCGUGCGGUGCUACUGCAACACGGCGCAAUGCGUUAGCACGGGCUACAUGUGCCGGUCUACCCGCGGAGGAGGGUGCUACAGCGAGCUGCCCGCGCCGCGCCGCCACCACGCCAGCCACGGGUGCCUUCAGCAUCUCGCUGACACGGCCGAAGAAGCAGUGUCCCGUUGCCAGAACUCACCUUCAGCAGACAUACGGCCGCCUUCAAGGGAUCAUUCGCUCCUACUGUGCUGCUUUAGAGACCUGUGUAACCACGAGGACAGUCCGCUGGCUCGGGCCAGGCUCAAUCUCACGCAUGAUUCAGAAGGCAACACAAUAGCCAGCGACUGCGGCGCCAGCUACAACAGUAAAGUGUGGUUCAAAGCGGCCACCAUAACGGUACCAGUGUGUGGUGCCAUCAUAUUAUUCCUGCUGGUGGCGGUGGCCGUGCGGUUGCUCAAGGCGGACGCCUUGCUACAUGCGGAUCGGAAGCUCAGAGGCGGCUACUCAUCCCCCCUGGCGCAGCACUCGGACGACGUGAAGAAGGUGUGGGUGGGGAACUCGGCGCCGCUGCUGGUGGCGCCGGGCGGCUGCCUCGUGGCCGUGGAGCGCGCGCAGCUCGUCGACAUGCCCGUCUGUGAUAUACAGCGAUAGGCUUCUGGUGAACUGGCAAGAUGAACACCGUAC
Molecule: messenger RNA, 1079 nt
Organism: Cydia amplana
Lineage: Eukaryota; Metazoa; Arthropoda; Insecta; Lepidoptera; Tortricidae
Product: BMP and activin membrane-bound inhibitor homolog
Exons: 5
Coding region: 303-1046 (247 amino acids)
Source: RefSeq, a predicted model, not a curated record